Molecule: messenger RNA, 1475 nt
Organism: Myxozyma melibiosi
Lineage: Eukaryota; Fungi; Ascomycota; Lipomycetes; Lipomycetales; Lipomycetaceae
Product: thioredoxin-like protein
Exons: 1
Coding region: 250-1086 (278 amino acids)
Biological process (GO): protein folding
Cellular component (GO): cytoplasm
Source: RefSeq, a predicted model, not a curated record
CGGUGAGGGCGCCUGCGCGCACGGGGAGGAUGGUUGAGGGGGGGAUGUGGAGGGUUCCGGGGCCGAGCUGGAUCACGGGCUCGGAGGUCGAAGGAGGGAUGACUGAGUCGAGCGGGAUCGGGUCGCCGGGAAGGACGACGCCUAUUUGUGUGGCCAUUUUGGUGGAGAUGAGGUGAAGAUGAGGUGAAGAAGUGAAGAUGAGCAAAGUGAAGAUGAGGAAGAAAAAGCUCAAAACACGUGCGGCGCGCGAUGAGAGCCACCUUCUCUCCUUCUGAUCAACGACUAUCUACAUUCACAUCUCCACAUCCACACACCAGCACAAUGCAGGUCGAAGUAGACCCGACCGAAGACACAGAAUGGAACGACAUCCUGCGCUCGCACGGCAUCAUCCCCGAACGCCCGCCCUCGCCCUCGGUCGCGAUCGAAGAAGCUCUCGGCCGCGCGCUCGAGUCCGCAGAGCAGCACCGCUACUCUGACAAGUCCGACUCCGAGCUCGACGACCUGCUCGCAGACGACCCCGAGGGCGACGAAGCAGAGUCAGAGUUCAUCGCUAGUUACCGCGCAAAACGCCUCGCUGAGCUACAAUCCCUGCAGGCCCGCGUCGCUGCCUCAAAUUUUGGCGCGGUCCUCCCGGUCGCGAAACCAGAGUACCAGGCCGAAGUUACCGACGCCAGCAACAAAUGCUUCGUCUUUGUCCACCUCUCGCUGCCAACGAACACGCAGUCAAAGCUCCUCGCCGCCCUCUUCGACCGCGCCGCAAAGACCUUUCCCGAGGUCAAGUUUGUGGAUAUCCAGGGCGCGCGCGCAAUCGAAAACUACCCGGACCGCAACUGUCCUACUCUCCUCGUGUACAAAGACGGCGAUGUGAAGAAGCAGUACGUCACGCUCGCGCUCGUCGGCGGAAACAGCAUGCGCAUCGACGAUCUCGAACGGAUCCUCGUCGACGUGGGUGCGGUGAAGGAGUCUGAUCGCAGACUGUCUGAUAUCAAGCGGGCGCGGGAUAAGAAGCUGCAGGGCGAUGCUUACUAUGACAGCGACGACGAGCGCAAUAACGCGGACGACGAGGACGAUGAUCUUGAUGAUUGAGUUAUAUCUAAUAUUUGUACUAUAUUUGUAUAACUGUAUCAAAUUAAGAAGAAUAUGAAAAGGAAAGGAAAAGGAAAAGGAAAAAUGCAGCGUAGCUCAUAAUAAAUAGAAACCUCAAACAGAAAUCAACAUCGAGAGGAGAGGUGUACAAUAAAGCAAUCCAUCUUUGACUGAAUAUCAGAAGAAAAAGAAAAAAACAAUUACAAUGGCAAAUCAUAACAAACUAAACUGAACCCAGAACACCGUUACUUUGAGCUUAGAUUCCGACGCCCGCCUUCAAAAUACAAGUAUCCUUCAUACGCGCCAAUAUAAAAAGAGAAAAGUGGAAAAAAAAGAGAGAAACAGGAAAUAUAUAGUAAAAACCAAUCAGAUGUCACUUCUCAAAAAGA